CAGCGUCGCGCUUUCCUGUUUACGAGCGGGAAGAGCGAACGGAGCUGCACCGUGCAGACCUCAGGGGCUCAGAACCGCAUGAACGUUUGUUUUUAACCGUCUAUUAGAGCUCCAGGCUACAUGUUUUAAUGAACCGUUGCACACUGUGGGGAGUUGUAGAUAGGUUUUAGGUUGAGCACUUAGAAAUAAAAGGUGUAUUUUGGAACGGAGCGGGACAGAUGGAGGAUCCUCCUGCAGAUUCUAGCGGCGGUGCAGCAGCGACAGCAGCCGCCGCGGAGGACCAGGGCCCCGCGGCACAGGUGGCGGACAUGCGCUGGUCGAGCGCGGGUCUUCCGCUCCGGCUUCUGGAGUGGAAAGUAAAGCCGGGGACUCUGGUUAACGUGGACUCGGUUCUCGCGUUAUGUGCUCCCGUAGCCCAGGAUAAGGAGACGGGGGCUGCCGUUAGGCUGGCGGAGAAGAAGGUGAAAUCGGACCGUUCUGGAGUAGUGAAGGAGUUAUGCUGUCAACCCGGACAAAUCAUUCCUCCCGGAGGCGUCAUCGUCAGAAUGGCAGAAUGCAGCCAUCCCAUCGUCAUGAAGGGUUUGUGCGCCGAGUGCGGCCAGGAUCUAACUCAGCUCCAGGGGACGAACGGCAACCAGCAGAGUCCCAUCUCCACAGCAACCGUCUCCAUGGUGCACAGCGUCCCUGAGCUGAUGGUCAGCUCCGAGCAAGCCAAGCAGCUGGCCCAGGAGGACCAGCAGAGGCUGCACCGGAACAAGAAGCUGGUCCUCAUGGUGGAUCUGGACCAGACCCUGAUCCACACCACUGAGCAGCACUGCCAGCGCAUGUCCAAUAGGGGUAUUUUCCACUUCCAGCUCGGUCGGGGAGAACCUAUGCUGCACACGCGGCUGAGGCCGCACUGUAAGGAAUUCCUGGAGAAAAUCGCCAAACUCUACGAGCUGCACGUCUUUACGUUCGGGAGCCGCCUGUAUGCGCACACCAUCGCCGGCUUCUUGGAUCCGGAAAAGAAACUUUUCUCCCACAGGAUCCUUUCUAGAGAUGAAUGCAUAGAUCCGUUCUCCAAGACGGGGAAUCUUAGGAACCUGUUCCCCUGCGGCGACUCCAUGGUCUGCAUCAUCGACGACCGCGAGGACGUGUGGAAGUUUGCGCCAAACCUCAUCACUGUGAAGAAAUACAUCUACUUCCAGGGCACCGGUGACAUCAACGCCCCGCCGGGGUCACGGGAAGCUCAGCUGGCCAGGAAAGGAGCCCCUCAGAGUCGAACAACGGAGAGCGCAGAACACGUGGAGGCGAUCGGUGCUGAGGAGAAAAACAACGGCGUCAAGAAACGGUCCAAGGAGGCCAGUGUUUCAGGGAAGGAAGAGCUUUCCUUACCUUCUCAGGAAGGAGCUGCUAGCGAAAGGACAGGUGGUGGGGGGGCGGCGGCUGAGGCGGAGGAGGCGGAGUCAGAGGCCGGUCAGACUGCUUUAGAGUCUGGGCUGAAAUCAGAGAACACUCAGGGGGAGGAGAAAAAGGAUGCUAAAGAUGCUGAUGGAAACAGGAAAGAGGAGGCAGAGGGAGGCAUGAACUCAUCCUCACCGAGUCACGAGUCCAAUAACCUAGACUUUGAACUCUCUAGUGACAGCAACAGUGACUCGGAAACAGAAAAGCCGUCCUCACCGGGCGACGCGAGUCAGAGCAGGACUGGCACCACAGGGGAUUCUAAACAGGAAGGAGAUUCACAGCAGGACGCAGACGCUAAAGGUUCCAACAGCUCGGAGUCGGCACUUCCAGACCCCGAGCUGGAAAACGGCGAGAGGAGAGAGCCGGAAACCGAGUCCCAGAACAGCGAACAGUCCGGAGUCACGGUGGGAGAGGAGCUACUUGACCAGAGCAUGGAAGAUGAGGACGAAGAGGAAGCCGACAACGACCAUGACGACCACCUCAUCUACCUGGAGGAGGUCCUGGAACGGAUCCACGCGGAGUACUUCGCCCGCUACGAGACCUACCUGAGGAAGGAGACGUCGGAAAUGCCGGACAUCCGCAGGAUUGUCCCGGAGCUGAAGAGCAAGACGCUGGAGGGCUCCAUGGUGGUUUUCAGCGGGCUGUACCCCACCAACUACCCCAUGGAGAGGACCAGGGAGUACUACCACGCUAAAGCCCUGGGGGCCAGAAUCGGCAAGAGUCUGAUUCUCAACUCCAAGGACCCCAACCGGACCACACAUCUGGUGGCAGCGAGGGCAGGAACGGAGAAGGUACGGCAAGCGCAAGGUUGCAAGCACCUCCAUGUGGUCAACCCCGACUGGCUAUGGAGCUGCCUGGAGCGCUGGGAGCGGGUGGACGAGCAGCUGUACCCUUUAAAGGAGGACUUCUCCAGGACGCCACGGAGCAGCAGUCCGGCCGCUUUCCUCGACGAUCAGGGCUCACUGCAAGCGGUUUUCCAGCCUGCUCCCGUCCAUCCCAGGCCUCGAGGGGCGCCUCCAGAGGUCAGAACGUACGACUCUGUGACGGGAAAGCUCAUCCGCAGGGACCCUCAGACAGGACGUCCCUCAACCUACCCGCAGCCGCCAGGCCCCCAGUCAGGCCUCAGGGGAACCGCGCAGAGUCGGCAGAACGAGGCGUCAGGAUCCGGCCGAGACGAUGAGCAGCCGGGACCCUCCCGCAGGAAAAGGCAGCCGAGCAUGUCGGAAAGCAUGCCUCUGUACACGCUCUGCAAGGAGGACCUGGACAGCAUGGACAAGGAGGUGGACGACAUCUUAGGAGAGGAGAGCGACAACGAGAGUGACGGCCGCGGGAAGGAGAAGCCGGGGAAUGAGGAUAUUGCUGAGGAAGAGGAGGAGGAUGAGCAGCGGCCUGGAGCUGGAGAGACGACAGUGCAGGGACCCGGCCCUGAGGCACAAAGUGUGGAGGAGAGACUUCAGAUGCCACCCAGUGACUCCAGUUUGUGCCAGAAUGCCCCCAGGGGCCACAAACGGAAACACGAAGAAGCCAGAACGGACGACGACGACACUGACAAGGAGGAGAACAAGCAGGACUCUGCUGACGAGUCCUCUAAAGACUCCAACGAGGAAGAGGAAGGCAGCAGCUCGGAAGCAGACGAGAUGGCCGCCGCCUUGGAGGCGGAGCUAAACGAUUUCAUGUGACAAGGAAAUGGCAGAUUGAUGAACAUUAAAGCCGACCCAUGGCCUACGUCACAUGUGGUACUCUGACUUUUCUUUGUGUUGGUGUGGUUGAGAUGUGAGCGCGAUGAAAUAUGUGGUAUUAAAACCUGAAUGUCCUGUACAGAACCAGCACCUUUCUGCAUAAAUCAAAAAUUGGACUUUUGUAGUAUUGAUAUAUAUAGAGAUAUAUAAAUAGCCAUUUUUGGCAUAAUUCCUUUGAUGUUGACAUUUUAUUGUGAGGUAAAAAAAACUCUAGGGGACAUGAAAUUUGAUACUUAUUGUGUUGUUUUUCUAUUUGAAUUUUUAUAUUGAUGAAAAGAUUAAUAAAAAACAUAAGUGUAUAUUUUGCUGACGGUUCUUGCCAAAGAGUCUGAAAUGGGUUUGCAAAGUUGUGCAGCUAAACAUUUUAUUCUGGACUUCCACUUUUUAAUGUUUUUUUUUUUUUUUUUUUUGUCUCCUCUGCAGGUUUUUAGGGUCAAAGCGACUAGUUUAUCCAGACAUUUGAAUGUGUUGUCUUUUUUUUUCCUUUGGUUGGUUCCUUUUUUUUGUUGUUUGUACAUUUUGUAAACGUUUGUGUGCUAACAAAAUUUUCAGUUAAUGAUAAAUUAAAGAUGGCAUCCCAGUGCCAGAAUGUGAA
Messenger RNA from Cyprinodon tularosa, 3777 nucleotides. RefSeq names its product CTD (carboxy-terminal domain, RNA polymerase II, polypeptide A) phosphatase, subunit 1 (gene ctdp1). The transcript is spliced from 13 exons. The coding region runs from base 219 to 3122 and encodes 967 amino acids. Gene Ontology annotation, cellular component: nucleus. Lineage: Eukaryota; Metazoa; Chordata; Actinopteri; Cyprinodontiformes; Cyprinodontidae. Gene Ontology annotation, molecular function: RNA polymerase II CTD heptapeptide repeat phosphatase activity. The record is from RefSeq and is a predicted model, not a curated record.